GUAUAUCUUUAAAUCAAAGCCAAAGAUAGUUACAAGAAACCUGCCAUCUGAUAAACCUUGUAAAAGUACUUAAUACGCUUUUCUCCGGCUGCUGGGAAGAUGGCAGACAUUCAGACAGAGAGCGCUUACCAAAAGCAGCCUACGAUCUUCCAAAACAAGAAGCAGGUUCUGCUGGGAGAAACCGGCAAGGAAAAGCUCCCCCGGUACUACAAAAACAUUGGUCUAGGCUUCAAGACGCCCAAAGAGGCCAUCGAGGGCAUCUACAUAGACAAGAAAUGCCCCUUCACUGGUAAUGUCUCCAUCCGAGGUAGGAUCCUGUCUGGUGUUGUGACGAAGAUGAAGAUGCAGAGGACCAUCGUGAUCCGCCGGGACUAUCUCCAUUACAUUCGAAAGUACAAUCGCUUUGAGAAGCGCCACAAGAACAUGUCUGUGCAUCUGUCCCCCUGCUUCAGGGAUGUACAGAUCAGAGACAUUGUCACUGUUGGAGAGUGCAGGCCCCUGAGCAAGACUGUUCGGUUCAAUGUGCUCAAGGUCACCAAGGCUGCUGGCACCAAGAAGCAGUUUCAGAAGUUCUAAGGGGUCUCUGCCUAGAACAAAUAAAGUUAUUUUCCAACAUAAAAAGAAAGUACUUAAUACAAUACUAAGAAGUCAAAUAUAAUACCAUCUUGAGAGGA
Mus pahari (shrew mouse) is the source of this 674-nucleotide messenger RNA. Its product is annotated as 40S ribosomal protein S11-like. Gene Ontology annotation, molecular function: structural constituent of ribosome. NCBI's taxonomy places the organism in Eukaryota, Metazoa, Chordata, Mammalia, Rodentia, Muridae. The record is from RefSeq and is a predicted model, not a curated record. Gene Ontology annotation, biological process: translation. Bases 100 to 576 code for a protein of 158 amino acids. The transcript has a single exon. Gene Ontology annotation, cellular component: cytosolic small ribosomal subunit; ribosome.